Molecule: messenger RNA, 1845 nt
Organism: Ceutorhynchus assimilis (cabbage seed weevil)
Lineage: Eukaryota; Metazoa; Arthropoda; Insecta; Coleoptera; Curculionidae
Source: the annotation of a GenBank genome assembly
CUCCAUUUAUAUAAGCCCAAAAUGAAGCUAAUUACGGUUGCUUCGGUACUGGCACUAAUUAGUACCAGUACUUGUAAGACAAUUCAAAAUGGUUUGUACAGUGAUUGGUGGCAAAACGCUGUGCUUUAUCAAAUCUACCCGAGGAGUUUCAAAGAUAGCAACAAUGAUGGCAAUGGGGACUUACAAGGCAUCAUAAGCAAACUGGAUCAUUUGCAAGACAUGAACAUCGAUGGUAUUUGGCUGUCGCCCAUCUAUAAAUCUCCUCAAGUCGACAAUGGCUACGACAUUGCAGAUUUUAGAAGUGUUGAUGAAUUGUAUGGGACUUUGGAUGAUUUAAAACAAUUACUAGACGAAGUCCAUAAGCGUAACUUGAAGCUCAUUUUGGAUUAUGUGCCCAAUCAUACCAGCGACCAACACAAGUGGUUUCAGGCCUCUUUAAACAAAGACCCACAGUAUGAUGAUUAUUACAUUUGGCGCAAUGCUAGUUAUGUUAAUGGGAUACGUAAAGAGCCUAAUAAUUGGUUGAGUGCCUUUGGAGGCUCAGCUUGGGAAUGGAACAACCAAAGACAACAGUAUUAUUUCCAUCAAUUCUCAACAGGCCAGCCUGAUUUAAAUUACAGAAAUCCUCUAGUUGUGAAGGAAAUGAAAGAUGUUUUGCGAUACUGGCUAGAUUUUGGUGUGGAUGGUUUUAGAAUGGACGCAGUUUUUACUUUGUUUGAAGAUGUUACCUUGCCUGAUGAGCCUCUUUCAGGCGAAACUGAUGAUCCAAAUAGCUAUGGUUAUUUGUCUCACAUCUAUACAUCUAAUUUGAAUGAAACUGUAGACAUGAUUUAUCAAUGGAGAGAUGUUUUGGAUGAAUACAGCAUCAACUAUACUAGAAUAAUGAUGACUGAAGUCUAUAGUGAUGUUAAUAAUACAAUGCGCUAUUAUGUUAAUGAAGAUUAUAGUAGAUAUGGAGCUCAUUUUUCUUUUAAUUUUAACAGUUUUGUUACUGGCCUUAAACAGGGCUUCAAUGCAGUAGAUUUGUAUGGAAACAUAACCAUUUGGACUGAUAAUUUGCCUAACAAUUGCACUAGUAAUUGGGUGCUUGGUAAUCACGAUCAAACAAGAGUAUCUACAAGAUUAGGCAUUGAAAACAUAGACGCCUUAAACAUGUUAGUAUCGAUUCUGCCAGGAGUUCAAAUCACAUAUCAAGGCGAAGAAAUUGGACAGGAAAACGGUGAAGUCAAUUGCACGCAAGGCUAUGAUCCUCAAGCAAUCAAAAAUUGCUCAACUUAUGCUCAAUUGAGCCGCGACUUUGAACGCACCCCUUACCAAUGGGAUAAUACAACUAAUGCAGGUUUCAAUGAAGGCAAUCAAACUUGGUUGCCUGUAAGUGAAAAAUACUUACAAACCAAUCUUGCUAUUGAAAGAAAUUCUAUUAAGUCCCAUUAUAACAUCUACAAAACCUUGGUGGAUGUUAAAAAGCAAUUUAAAGUAGCCACAAGUGACGCCUUGUAUUUGGCUGAUUGGGACAAGGAAAUAAAUGUGUUUUACAUUGAGCGGCAGACUGAUUUUGCUCAUUACGCAGUCAUUUUUAAUGUCAAUGACGAAAAAAUCAAGCCUCCAUUGGUUAUUCAUAAUAAGGUUGAAGUUGUUGUUGGUAGUUUGAACAGCCAAUAUAAUCCAGGGGAUGUUUUCGACUUUACCAGGCCUUUGAAUCCAAAAGAAUCAAUCCUAUUGAAAAUAACACAUUAAAUAAAAAAGUUUCCAAGUAUAUUAUUGCAUUUUGUUGUUUAUUAUAAAUGGAAUGCUGAAAUUUUCACUGAAUUUCAUCUCAAUAAAAAAACUAUAAACCCUGAAAAU